AUGGCGGCGGCGGCGACCCAGCAGCAGGUAGAGGCGGCCGGCUUUCUUCUGCUCUUCCCAGAAGAGCCGCGGGAGGCAGCACGCAAGACGCGGACCAAGGACAAGUACCGGGUGGUGUACAGCGACCACCAGCGCCUGGAGCUGGAGAAGGAGUUCCACUACAGCCGCUACAUCACCAUCCGCCGCAAGGCCGAGCUGGCGGCCAACCUGGGGCUCUCCGAGAGGCAGGUGAAGAUCUGGUUCCAGAACCGGCGCGCCAAGGAGCGCAAGCAGGUGAAGAAGCGCGAGGAGCUGCUGCACAAGGAGAAGAUGGAGGCGGUGCAGCAGCUGCACGCGGCGCAGCAGCAGCCGCCCCCGCAGCCGCCCCCGCAGCAGCCGCCGCCGCAGCAGCAGCAGCCGGUGCAGGUGCAGGUGCAGGUGCCGCCCCCGCACUGCCACGCGCACGCCCACGCGCUGGCGCCCGUCAUGUGA
Schistocerca serialis cubense is the source of this 471-nucleotide messenger RNA. RefSeq names its product homeobox protein CDX-1-like. Gene Ontology annotation, molecular function: RNA polymerase II transcription regulatory region sequence-specific DNA binding; DNA-binding transcription factor activity, RNA polymerase II-specific. The transcript is spliced from 3 exons. The coding region runs from base 1 to 471 and encodes 156 amino acids. Gene Ontology annotation, cellular component: nucleus. The record is from RefSeq and is a predicted model, not a curated record. Gene Ontology annotation, biological process: animal organ morphogenesis; regulation of transcription by RNA polymerase II; embryo development. NCBI's taxonomy places the organism in Eukaryota, Metazoa, Arthropoda, Insecta, Orthoptera, Acrididae.